Messenger RNA from Pochonia chlamydosporia 170, 1065 nucleotides. Its product is annotated as oxidoreductase. The coding region runs from base 1 to 1065 and encodes 354 amino acids. The record is from RefSeq and is a predicted model, not a curated record. NCBI's taxonomy places the organism in Eukaryota, Fungi, Ascomycota, Sordariomycetes, Hypocreales, Clavicipitaceae. Gene Ontology annotation, molecular function: oxidoreductase activity. The transcript has a single exon.
AUGCCUCAUGCGUUGCUGAUUCGAGAGAAGAAGCCCAAGGCCGGUAGUGCUCCCUACUAUCCUCUACAGUUGAAAGCUGUACCGAAACCCACGCCCGGACCAAAUGAAGUUCUUGUCAAGAUUGAGGCAGCUGGCUUGAAUCACCGCGACGUAUUCAUCCGUCAGAACCUUUAUCCAAAUAUAUCGUUCAAGGCACCUCUUCUGUCUGACGGCUAUGGGAAAGUUGUUGAAGAGGGUCCUGGAUGCACGGCCGGCCUCUUGCAUAAACCUGUGUUGCUGACACCAUGCCGAGGAUGGGCCGCAAGUCCAGACGGACCAGAAGACUGGACCAAGUUCAGCACGAUGGGUGGCACGGAGCCGCAUAUUCAUUUGGGAGCUGCGCAGAACUACGUCGUUGUUGAAGAGUCUGAGGUUGAGGAGUGCCCGGAGCACCUAACUGCUCUAGAAGGAGCUGCAAUUCCAUCCUGUGGAUUGACUGCCUGGCGAGCUCUCGUUGUCAAGUCACAAAAUGCCAAGCAGGGGGCCAAUAUUCUCAUCACCGGAAUUGGCGGAGGUGUUGCUCUUCAAGCUCUCCAGAUUGCUCUGGAGCUGGGGUGCAACGUCUACGUGACAUCUGGCUCGACGGAAAAGAUUACCAAGGCCACACAGCUGGGAGCUAAAGGCGGUGUUCUAUACACCAAAGACGAUUGGCCCAAGAAGCUAAGCCAGAUACUCCCUGAAGAACGGCCCUACCUAGAUGCGGUGAUUGAUGGCGCUGGUGGGGAUAUUGUGGUAAAGGUGACGCCUAUCCUGAAGCCGGGAGGAAUUAUUUCUAGCUACGGGAUGACACUAGGUCCACUGAUGGACUGGCCCAUGCAAGCCGUUCUGAAGAACAUUGAGCUACGCGGCAGUACACUGGGUUCCAGAACGGAAUUCACAGAUAUGGUCAAGUUCAUUGGGGAGAAGAAAAUACGCCCCAUUGUCAGUCGAAGUGUCAAAGGUCUGGAUUGUGUAGAUGCUAUUGAAGGGUUGUUUGAAGAGAUGAAAGCAGGGAAACAGUUUGGCAAGCUGGUCAUUGAGGUGUAG